AAUUUGAGAGUCGGGGAGAGGGUAUCAUUAGCCUAAACGUAGAGCGGUGCAUGAGCACUGCAGAUGUUGAAAGCAACCAAGGACACAAGCAAAGACUUUUUAAAAUCAAAUCAUCUCUUGUCGACGCAUUUCACAUUUGUUUUCUGAAUUACGCAGCGGGACAUUUUACUAACAAGCGUAGGCCACGGCUCUGCGCUCCUGGUUCUCAAACAAAUCAAAGGGACAGCGCCAAAGGGAAGACUGCUUUAAUAGCCUAUUUGUUUUGCUGGGACUUGCAACUUGGUGAAUCGCUCUUGGAUAGACUACCUGUCUACAGAUUUGGAUAGCUUUUCAAAAGCUAUAACAAGUAGGAGUGAAUGGAUUCUCCUAGGUUCUGACUGGACAUACCCUAUCAGUGAACCGGUCCUUUAGACGACUUCUCCGAAUUGUGGGAGUUUUGUGGAGCGGGUUAUACGAUGGCUUCUCUUCCCCUAGUACUAUCUGCUUGGUUAGUUACGCUGCACCUUAGUAGCGCAUUUUUUUCGGGACCCUUGUUUCCAGAGAUGUCUAAUGGCACCUUCCAUCAUUACUUCGUUCCAGACGGCGAUUACGAGGAAAACGACGACCCGGAGAAGUGUCAGAUGCUUUUCAAAAUGACAGACGACAGAAAAUGCGGUCUGGAUGAGGACCAGGAUUCAGUCAUCCGUGAUGAUUUCACGAUUAUUAAGCGUCAUAUCGAGGACGCUGCCAGAGUUCUGGAGGGAAUUGGAAAGAGCAUCUCCUACGACCUGGACGGAGAGGACAGCUAUGGGAAGUAUUUAAGAAGAGAGACAACGCAGAUAUCCGAGGCAUUCACUAAUUCCGAGAAAUCACUGUUGGAACUUGAAGUGAAAUUCAAACAGAGUCAAGAAAACGAACUCAAGGAAGAGCAUCGCAUCAAUGACGACUUCUUGAACAUGAUCGUUCACACCAGGGACGUGUUGAAAGAGACUCUGGACAUUUCACUCGGGCUGAAAGACAAACAUGAGCUGCUGUCUCUUAUCAUCAGGAGUCACGGGACUAGGCUAAGCCGGCUGAAAAAUGAGUAUAUGAAAGUCUGAGCCAAACUGAGCUCAUACAUUUUGAAGGGAUUGCAUGCCCUAACAAAGGUGCCUUUUCUUAACUUUGCUAAAGCUGUUGAUAUUCAUUAAUUGUAACAUUAUUUAAUUGUAUAUCAUACACUUAAUAGCCUGCACAAGGUUAAGAAAUUACUUUGGAAUAUAAAUAAGGGUGAGAGUCUUUUUUAAUUGACCAGACCAUCUGAGUUAUUUUUGGGGAGUACAGAAUUAUGGCCAUUGCAUUGUAAUAUGGUCCAGGGAACUAGAUGGCCCAAACGAUCAAUGAUGUUAGACAUGCACUGAUUUAAUUACAAUUUUCAGUGAUCCAGAAACAACUAGCACUCCCUGUGAUUGAACAUAACAUUCAGUUUAUGAGACCUGUUAUAUUUUUCAUUUGCAUUGAGUUCAGUGUGGAACUAUUUAGGCAGGAUCAUAUUAGCACAUGCCAGAGAGGUGCAGAGCAAUCUAAACUAAAUGCCACAGAUGUUUACAGCAGGAAUAACAAGCAAACAUCUGGCACCUCUGCCCAUGAGAUCAGUGCCUGAGAGGUGCUAGCAAACGGCUACAUUGGGAUAUGUAUACUGCCAAAAAUUACCUUUAUUUAAUAAGGUAUUAUUAUUGGUGUUAUUUUAUAUUAAUAAUAAUAUUAGAUUAUUCAUUAUCAUAAAGGAGUUGAGGUUAUGUUGUUACCCAUCUCUAUCUUGUUUCAAAUCUUGUUAAUAAAUCCUGCCAAUUUAGGCCUGUGUGUCUCGUGAGGAUAUUGUGUCAUAAAUGUGCUUAUUGAAAUGUAAUACUGUGAGUGUAUAUUUUUAUGUGGGAUAAAAUAUAUUCUUGAUGCCAAAUUGUGCAUCAUUAUAGUAAAAUGUAUAUUCUUGUGAUGGUAUAAUGUUUUCGGGUUACUGAGAAAUCGUAUGACUGGGGUGACAAAUCCCAAGACCAACCAAGAUGACUGCGGGCAGGAAUAUUGGACUUCAAAUACUCAAAAGGUGUUUCUACAUUCCUGAGAGGUUGUCCUGUUAAUAUAAUAAAGUCUUCAAGCU
Molecule: messenger RNA, 2116 nt
Organism: Sardina pilchardus (European sardine)
Lineage: Eukaryota; Metazoa; Chordata; Actinopteri; Clupeiformes; Clupeidae
Gene: fibinb
Product: fin bud initiation factor b
Exons: 1
Coding region: 456-1079 (207 amino acids)
Source: RefSeq, a predicted model, not a curated record